This is a messenger RNA of Lineus longissimus, 2053 nucleotides long. RefSeq lists its product as uncharacterized. The coding region runs from base 69 to 962 and encodes 297 amino acids. The record is from RefSeq and is a predicted model, not a curated record. The transcript has 4 exons. Lineage: Eukaryota; Metazoa; Nemertea; Pilidiophora; Heteronemertea; Lineidae.
AUAAGUCCUACAUGGCGGCCAACCCAGGAUAGGCUGUACAAGACCUCUUGUGGAGAAAUCUACAGAAGAUGGCGGCGCCUACGAUCUCGGGACACUCGGCAGGGAAUACGACGACGGCAACGAACAACACUGUUAACAGCUCAAUAGCCAUCGCGUACGGCAAUCAAAAGACACAUAACAAGUUGGAAGCAUGGAAUUUCGGUCCAGGGAAGAGGCCAUUCAAAUAUGGCAUCGCGACCGCCAUUUGUGCCACCGUUGUUAUCGUGGCUGGCUUCGCUGUGUUGGGUCUUCGUUUUGAUGGGCGGAUUCUGAUCGGAAGUUGGGAGGGAGAGUUCAUUGCACCCUGUAUCAUCGUGUGCGGUAUCUUACUCUAUGGGCUGUCUGUCAAGUUCUUCCUGGUGGCACGGAAGAAGAGCAAUGAGGAAAGGAAGAAAAUAGCGUUCAGACCUGAAGGACUCACCCACGUAUCUACGGUCAACGUAGCAUUCGAGCCGGACCGCUCAAGUAAAAACAAGUACAGAUACGACAUGAGGUCUGGUACGACUUCAGUGAAGGCGGUGCGAUCACUCAACCAGUCUACCUACUCGGGGGACGGAACCCUCGAUAGCCGAAACAGUCGCGAUAGCAGAGAUGCUAGGUCCCCGCGGGGUAAACCAAUGAAGGCCACGGGUUCCCUGCCCUCACUUGACAGAACGCGGACAACAAGCUGGAACACUGGUUCUCUACCUUCCUUGGACCCAAGGCAUCCCACGUCGACACCAAACAAAUCUAACCUUGCUACCCGAACUCCGGACAGCGUUAAAGGUCCGCCUAAGCCGAGGCGCUCUCUGGUCGGGUCAGCGAGUGAAAUCAGCGACGGACAACCGCAAAAAGCACCUAUAGCAGCCGACGACGACGACGACGAUGAGGUCUGCGAGCUAAAAGUUCGGUCGGAAAGUGAAUUUUCAAACAUCCCUCUUUAGGAAAUUAAGCGUAAAAGGUCUUUGGCAUGGUUAUGUUGAUGUCAUACGCCAUGUGUGAGGGUUAUCCGACUUCUUCAUUACAUGUUUAAACUGCUCACGAUCCGACAGCUGAACUCUGAGGAUUGCAACAUGCAUGGUUUGAAGGGCCAACACUCGCUGUAAAUAUUCAUUUUUAAGCAGAUUUUGUCGAGAUCGUACAUGUAUGAACUUUAUCCAAUGUUUGAACAAAUUGUAAAUACUUGUACAUCAAUUAUAGGGUGAGAAAAAUCGAUGCAUAGGUUAAGAUAGCGGAAUUACUUGCCGAAUAUCUUGACAGUCUGUUUUAUUUUAGCUCUCCUGCCCGCCAUAUGUAAUAAUAUUGAUACAUCUACAUUUGUCAUUUUGUAUUUUAAAACAUGUGAACAUUUCUCACGUUCACGUUACUGAAGAGCUCAUGUCCUUCUCUUGGUGCAAGUAAGUCUUGAAAUUUUGGUCCAAAAAUAAGAACCUUUCUCAAGAAGAUUUAUCUAUUUAUUUCCUGACUGAUUGAUGAAUCUUCACCACGGAAAAUCAAUAUCGCACAGAGCAUGCUUACAUGUACGUCAUCACGGUCGUAAGGCAUAUCGCUGUCUAUUAUACAUAUAUCUAUGCAUCUACAUGUACAUGUAUUAUGCAAUUUAACCCUACGGUUAAUAAUUAUAUCGUUUUGUAUUAGUAUUAGCUUAAAACGUUCCAGAGCAGAAGCAUUUUAUUCAUUUGUAAAUAAAGUUACCGGUAACCUAUAUCUUCUUACUUAGAUCAUAUUUGAUUUAUGAAUUAAUUAAUUAACAUGUAUUUAAACGGGCCUUGCGAUCCUGUCUUAAUAAUGUACAGUAUACAGUACUACUUAAUAAGGUAGUACAUGCAUUAGGCGCCCAUGGUAUAUGUACACUUCUAAUCAAUGUAGCAUUUCGUACAUUCCUACAACUGUCAUAAGUGUCGAAUGAAAAAUUUAAUCCAACAACAGCAAAUAAAUAAAACAUCGUAGAGAGAAUGUGAUAUGGACAAUAUGUACGUUGUUUUAUUUGUAUAAAUGCUCGUAUCAGCUGGAAAUAAAUAUAUAUAUGUUAUUC